AUGGCUGCCGCGAAAACAUCGAGCUACUUCAGGCUGGAAAGAUUAAAAGAAUGGCCAGAGCCCGAGACCGUUUCUUUAAUGGAGGUAUUAGCUAGAGAAGACAUCGAUGAAGCUGUGUAUACCAUCUUAUUUAGAGAAAAUUAUGUUGUAAAGAGUCUGGAUACAUAUUUUCAGCAUCUGGAUACUUAUAAGGAAAGAAGAAAAGAGUUGUUACAUAAAAAGUGGGUCCAAAAUGUCAUAGCACCUCUUCAGCAGAGAGUUUUGGAAAAAGUAAUCUCAUAUAGAGGGCCUAAAAAAAAGAAACAAGAAGAUUAUGGAUAUUAUUUAAAGGACAGAAAUAAAAUGGAAAUUGUAUCUGGAGAACAUUAUGAUUCUGACAUAUACGAUCCUUUUUUUAUAAAGGAAAAGGGCCCAGACUCUAGAAAGGUUGCAUCGUCACCAUUGUUUGAUCCUCUGUUUCAAAGACAGCAAACGGAUGAAGAGCAGAGCACUAGUCUCCUCGUUAGUUCACCCGGGUUCACUUUGACCCCACACAGUGUGAUUCCAGAAGAGCAGCGGAAAACCUCAGCAAGGUUCUCUGGCAGCUCCUCCGCAGGCUACGAAAGUGAAGCUUACAGUCAGUGCAGUUCUGAAAAACUCGUCUAUGCGGAAGAGAAACAAAAAAGUGAAGAGAAAGAGAUUACUGACCUGAGUCAGGCGGUUUUUGAAAGGCAGUUCCGUGCCUCAAAGCUCAGCCAGGACAGGGGCGAUGGAAAGAAGGGUGUGGUUUUAGGAACCAGACGGCAGAGACCCCGGUCCUGGGUGGCUGGAGACAGCCAGCAGAGAAAGGGGCUCCAGCCUAUGCAAAGAAGAGCGAUGACAGCAGAGGUCCUGGGGAGCCACCUGGCCUCCCUGCACAGGAUGGCUAAGCAAGACUGCUGUUGGUGA
Otolemur garnettii (small-eared galago) is the source of this 927-nucleotide messenger RNA. It is a transcript of the gene FAM228A, whose product is annotated as family with sequence similarity 228 member A. The coding region runs from base 1 to 927 and encodes 308 amino acids. The record is from RefSeq and is a predicted model, not a curated record. Lineage: Eukaryota; Metazoa; Chordata; Mammalia; Primates; Galagidae. The transcript has 7 exons.